CGCGUUAUUGCGUUAAGGGAAACCGGAAGCAGUCUGUUUGGCUAGAUGUCAAGUGGAGCUGCCACGGAACAAUGUGUUGAACUUUCCUUCAACAAUGGAGUCCUGGCAGUUGAGUGUUCAUUUUUGAUGGCCGUUUGAUGAGUUAAGACGCGUGCGACGAUGAUGUCAGAAUGCGACCCGACGGAGACCUGCGAGCCCGUAACAGCCUCGGUGUCCGCGCCGGAGUCCAACUUUCUCCCGGUGCGACCCGCCAGCUUGUUCGGGCAGAAGGUGGCGGGCUCGGGGCUGCGGGGGAACCCCGGGGUCGCUGUGCGAAUUUCCGACUCCCUCGAAAGCGUCCUGACCGAGCUGGAGGCGGAAUGCUCGGGCGAAGACACGAUGCUGCUGCCCUGCCUGCCUGGAAGUUCGUCCCCGCCGAGAGGAGCCAGAGACCAGAGGGGCUGGCGGAACAGACACAGCUCAUCCUCGGAUAAAGACGCCCUGGCCUCUCCAGGUACUAACAAUGGGGACUUCAAUAAUUUCCCCAAUGAUCUGGAGUUUGCAGAUAUCAUCCAAAGGGCGGAACAAGCCAUUGAGAGUGGCGUCUUCCCUGAAAGGAUUUCCCAGGGUUCUAGCGGGAGUUACUUUGUCAAAGAUCCAAAAGGGAAAGUCUUCGGUGUUUUCAAACCAAAGUCAGAAGAACCCUACGGUCACCUGAAUCCUAAAUGGACCAAAUACUUUCACAAGCUCUGCUGUCCAUGUUGUUUUGGGCGAGGCUGCUUGUUGCCAAACCAGGGUUACCUCUCGGAGGCUGCUGCAUCGCUUGUUGACAGCAAGCUCGGCUUGGGAGUUGUGCCAAAAACCAAAGUAGUGUAUUUGGCCAGUGAAACAUUCCAUUACAAUGCCAUAGAUCGAGCCAAAUCCAGGGGGAAGAAGUAUGCGCUGGAGAAAGUGCCCCAGGUGGGAAAACACUUCCACAGAGUGGGUCUACCACCAAAGGUGGGGUCAUUCCAACUGUUCGUGGAGGGUUAUCGUGAAGCCGACUAUUGGCUGAAGCGCUUUGAGGUGGAACCUCUACCAGAGAACAUAAGGAAGCAACUACAGUCCCAGUUUGAGCGGCUGGUGGUGCUUGACUAUGUAAUCCGAAACACAGAUCGAGGGAACGACAACUGGUUGAUCAAGUACGAGAAGCCAGGAGAAGGCGAAGGACUUAAGGAUACGGAGUGGCCAGAGAACAGUCCAAAGCCUUGCAUCAAGAUAGCAGCCAUCGACAACGGCCUGGCAUUUCCCUUCAAACACCCUGAUGAAUGGAGAACCUACCCCUUUCACUGGGCGUGGCUCCCUCAGGCCAAGGUGGCCUUUUCCCAGGAGACCAGAGAGCUGGUGCUGUCCCGUCUAUCGGACAUGAAUUUUGUGCAGGACCUUUGUGAGGACCUUUAUGAGAUGUUUAAGAGAGAUAAAGGUUUCGACAAGGCCAUGUUUGAGAGACAAAUGUCUGUCAUGAGGGGACAGGUGUUGAACCUCACCCAGGCACUUAAAGACGACAAGAGCCCUCUCCAGCUGGUGCAGAUGCCCAGAGUGGUGGUGGAGCGCAGCCGAUCAGGCGAGCUGGGCCGCGUGGUCACACGGGGCAACUUCAUUCAAACCUUCCACUACAAGCGUCCGUUUUUCUCCUCUUGGUGAGAAAGUCCGAGCGUCAGCCAACAUUUUUUUCUUUAAAUGCACAAAGUGAGGAUGAAAUUGGACAUGGCUGAUGACAUUAUGAAUUUAUUUUUGAUGAGCUUUAGCUUGAGUCAGGCUUCGUAAUGUGAUCACAGAGAAGCACACUGUGUCUCCUAAUAUUGGGGUUGCCAUGGUUACUUGAGUGGAUAAUGAGCGUAUAUGGGCUGUGUUUAUUGUUAAGACACACAACAGUUUUUCUACUGUUUUUGUACUCACCCCAAAAACACCACUGUUGUUUCAUCAGUCUAAAAAGUGCAUUUUGAGAACAUAACGUCCAAAAAUAGUCACUUUGCCUUGUUACGGAUGCUCGUUUGAAUUUCAGGAGUGCAUGAUUACUUUCACUUAGGUGAGUUGAAGCACCCUUAUUAACCCAGCAGUCCUAUGUGAGAUCCGUACAACAAAUACAAAGCCUCUUCAACACUCGCCACUGCCAAACUUUCUCUGCCGAAGGAGUUUUCCAAAGCCUCAAGUAAUUGUUGACACUUGAAUACAAACCUCACCAGAGGAGGAGGAAUUACCACGUUGCUUGAAUGUAAUCUGUUUACCGUUAUUACUCUUGAUUCUCGUUGGGAAUCUAACAAAACAUUUCAAUACGAGCAAAUGCUGUCAAAAACUAUCUGAAUGUAAUUGUUUUUGGACGUAUAUUUACACAGCACCAUGCACCCCUGUCACUCCUUUUUGGGAAAUAUUACACAAAGAGGGAUGUCAGUGCUGUGGUGUCUUCUUAUGCAUCUUGACAUUUUUAUUCCAACAUAAUGAUUGUAUGGGCAGAGCUGUAUAUUUAACAGAAUAAAUCGACUUUGGGAAAUAUUA
Nerophis ophidion (straightnose pipefish) is the source of this 2514-nucleotide messenger RNA. RefSeq names its product phosphatidylinositol 4-kinase type 2 beta (gene pi4k2b). NCBI's taxonomy places the organism in Eukaryota, Metazoa, Chordata, Actinopteri, Syngnathiformes, Syngnathidae. Gene Ontology annotation, molecular function: 1-phosphatidylinositol 4-kinase activity. The record is from RefSeq and is a predicted model, not a curated record. Gene Ontology annotation, cellular component: trans-Golgi network; endosome; plasma membrane. The transcript has 11 exons. Bases 160 to 1662 code for a protein of 500 amino acids. Gene Ontology annotation, biological process: Golgi organization; endosome organization; phosphatidylinositol phosphate biosynthetic process.